AUGGAGGCAUCUAUCACGACUACAACGAGCACAAAGCCCCCAAAUGUAACAAUAUUAAUAUCAAAGGAAAAGAUCAUCUCGAGACAGAGACUGAGGAAGUAUUCCUGGCUGCCAGAUGUACUGAGAGUGAAGGGCAGCAUCGUCCCGCGUAUCAUUGGGCCCGUUCUGACCGUCACGAUCUUUGCGAGCCUUGCUGCAUAUCUGUGGGACCGUGGCACGGACGUGGCGCUUACGAACCAGGUGGUGCCGCUCUUGUCUGUGGUGGUUGGCUUGAUCUUAGUGUUCAGGAAUGGCACGUCUUAUGAUCGUUAUUACGAGGGCCGUAAGGACUUCGCGUCUAUGGUCUCUCAUAUUCGCAGCUUCUCGCGGCUUAUCUGGGUGAACAUAGCCGUCCCGCCCGCAGACGACAGCUCCAAGGGCAAAGGUCCACAGGCGCAACUGACCACGGCCCAGCUCCGACGACGCAAAGUCGACGCGCUCCGUCUAUGCAUCGCGUUUUCAUACGCGGUAAAGCACUACCUGCGCGGCGAGGAUGGGCUCGGCUGGGAGGACUACGCGGGCGUCAUCCCUGCUUCGGUUGUGCGCCUUGCGCAGAGCGGAGGCAGCUCGCGUCGGACGUCGGCGUAUGUGUCGUACGGUGCGAGUGGCGCGACCUCGCCGACGGAGAGUGAAAGCGGGCGGGAGCAGAGCCCGGCGAGAAUCCUCGAAGUAGACGCGACGAAGAGGGUGAGGGUGAAGAGGAGCAAGGAUAAGUUGAGGCAGCCCGGACAGAAGACGUCGAAGACGCCGUUGUUGAGCGCCCUGCAUCAGACGAUUGACUUCAACGAGCAUCCGGAGCAGCUGUCGACGCCCCUGCCCUUGAUCAUUGCACACGAGCUGUCGCGAGCAAUAUUCUUGUUCAAGCGGGAUGGGUACUUAGAGACUGUUGGCCCUGCAGGUACGAAUGCCCUGAGCGCUCAUGUGCAGGGUAUGGUCGACAUGAUGACGGCGAUGGAGCGCGUGGCGAACACGCCGAUCCCGCGCUCAUACAGCAUCCACCUCAAGCAAUGCGUGACGCUCUACCUAUUCGUGCUCCCGUUCACGCUCAUCAAGGAGCUCGGGUGGGGCAUGGUACCCAUCGUCACCGUCGUCGCAUUCACGCUUAUGGGCAUCGAGGGUAUCGCGGAUGAGAUCGAGAUGCCAUUUGGGUUGGGUAAAUCGGAUUUGCCGCUGGACCGCUAUUGUGAAGACUUGAAAGAAGAGAUUGAGUAUAUUGUUGAGCGGCUGCCGGAGGGAGGACAAGGCAUGUACGGCAUCGAUGAUGGUGAAGGAGAUGACUGA
This is a messenger RNA of Laetiporus sulphureus 93-53, 1320 nucleotides long. Its product is annotated as UPF0187-domain-containing protein. The transcript has 13 exons. NCBI's taxonomy places the organism in Eukaryota, Fungi, Basidiomycota, Agaricomycetes, Polyporales, Laetiporaceae. Gene Ontology annotation, molecular function: chloride channel activity. The record is from RefSeq and is a predicted model, not a curated record. The coding region runs from base 1 to 1320 and encodes 439 amino acids.